AUGACCGCCAUCGAAAUCGAUGCCAGGGCUAUCAGUCAGCUCAGCCGGAACAUUCCGGACCUAGACGUUAUACACGACGACGUGCUGCAGGUAGACUACGACGCAAUCAGUAAUAAGAAAGAUACCAAUUUAUGGGUAAUAGGUAAUCUUCCUUUUUACAUCACGAGUCAAAUUCUAUUCUGCCUCGUAGACUACAAGAGGGUCAUAGAUAGGGCUGUCGUAACUGCACAAUGGGAAGUGGCACAGCGCAUUGUAGCUCAGCCAGAAGAGUUUGAAUAUUCCAUUUUGAGUGUAGUGUUACAAUUAUAUGCAAUUCCUAAGCUUCUCUUCAAAAUACCCAACCAUGCAUUUUACCCUGUGCCAAAAGUAGACUCCGGAGUGAUAAGAUUGGACUUUAAAAACAAAGCCAAUCCGCCUUGCGCUCCGCUAGUGCUCAAACGAAUACUCAGGGAUGCAUUCAACCAGCGAAGAAAGAUGUUGAAGACUAGUCUGAGGAACUGCCUAGACCAGCUUGAAAUAGCAAGGCUACCGCCAGAACUAGAGGACGUAAGACCACAGCAGCUUUCCCCGGAAGGUUUUGUAGCACUGGCUCAGUGGGUACAGAAAAUGGGCAAUUUUAAAGGUGAAAACAAGACAUACGGUCUCCACGAUAAUAAGCGCAUGAGCCUAGCUAUGGGGCCAGAGGCACUUGACCGCGACCCUCAGCGAGUUUGGCGGCAAGAAAGGCACGGUGAAACGUAA
Babesia sp. Xinjiang is the source of this 741-nucleotide messenger RNA. It is a transcript of the gene rsmA, whose product is annotated as Ribosomal RNA small subunit methyltransferase A. Gene Ontology annotation, molecular function: rRNA (adenine-N6,N6-)-dimethyltransferase activity. The record is from RefSeq and is a predicted model, not a curated record. The transcript has a single exon. The coding region runs from base 1 to 741 and encodes 246 amino acids. Lineage: Eukaryota; Apicomplexa; Aconoidasida; Piroplasmida; Babesiidae. Gene Ontology annotation, biological process: rRNA methylation. Gene Ontology annotation, cellular component: mitochondrial matrix.